This is a messenger RNA of Staurois parvus, 294 nucleotides long. Lineage: Eukaryota; Metazoa; Chordata; Amphibia; Anura; Ranidae. The record is from the annotation of a GenBank genome assembly.
UUACACUUGGCACAAUGCAGGCAGGCAAGUACUGUUCUCCCGGCAACCACCAAACCCAGACAUGUUCAUGGGAUUGCCAGACAGAAGCAUGAUUCGUCACUCCAGAGAAUGUGUCUCCACUGCUCUAGAGUCAAGUGGUGGUUGGCUGAGUUGCUGUUGUUCCCAGUUGCUUCCACUUUGUUAUAAUACCACUAACAGUUGACCGUGGAAUAUUUAGUAGCAAGGAAAUUUCACAAAUGGAUUUUAUUGCACAGGUGGCAACCUAUCACGGUACCACGCUUGAAUUCACCGACC